This is a messenger RNA of Rhinolophus ferrumequinum (greater horseshoe bat), 4658 nucleotides long. It is a transcript of the gene RFWD3, whose product is annotated as ring finger and WD repeat domain 3. NCBI's taxonomy places the organism in Eukaryota, Metazoa, Chordata, Mammalia, Chiroptera, Rhinolophidae. The coding region runs from base 138 to 2417 and encodes 759 amino acids. Gene Ontology annotation, molecular function: protein binding; ubiquitin protein ligase activity. Gene Ontology annotation, cellular component: site of double-strand break; nucleus. The record is from RefSeq and is a predicted model, not a curated record. The transcript is spliced from 13 exons. Gene Ontology annotation, biological process: protein ubiquitination; interstrand cross-link repair; double-strand break repair via homologous recombination.
CGCGCCGGCUCCUCAGGCGGGCUGCUUGAGAUGCUGGGGAAGUGGCGGUUGGCGCGUCGGAGACGCAAGUUCUACUGAAGAAACAGCUGUUACUGCCGCGGGCUUGCGAGCUCCGCUGCGUCCUUCCGGCUUCAGUGAUGGCUCAUGAAACAAUGGAAUAUGAUCUUCAGGUACAGUUAGAUCAUCAUGCUGCAGAACAGCCUGCUGCUGCUGAAGUGGUCAGCAGCCAAGGGGAACCACACCUGUUGCAGCCUGCUCCUGCUGAAGUGGACAGCAGUCAGGGGGAACCGCACCUGUUGCAGCCUACGUCAGAGGUGUCCAUUGACCUGACAGAGGAAGAGGACCUCUCGGGAGAAGGGAAUGUGGAGAACACCAAUCCAGGAGCUUCAGAGGCGCGCAGGCAGGGAUCUGGUGCUAACCGCGUCAUCCGAGUGGCUUCAGUGGAUUCAAUGAGCACCUUCAUCAGUGGGCUACAGAGACUGCAUGGCAUGCUGGAAUUCCUGAGACCACCUUUAAACCACAACGUGGGGCCAGUGAGAGCCAGGAGGAGGAGGGGGUCUACUUCACGAAGGGCAAGAGCCGGAGGGUCUCAGAGGACAGCCAGUGCCAGGUCCAGAGCCCCGUUGGAUGCUUACUUUCAAGUGAGCAGGACCCAGCCUCAUUUGCCAACUACCUCUGAUAACUCAGGGGCUAGUAAUCCUGUCUCUGAAGACUUGCAGGUAUCAAGUAAUUCUGAUUCUGACAGCGACAGUUCUGUAGAGUAUGAAGAGGUUGUUGUCCAGGAAGAGGAACCUGGAACUGUCGUUUUAGAAGCAGAACAACCAGGAGGUAUUUCAGCAGAGCAAGAAGUUAUAUGUAUUGAUGGAAGAGAGACCCCCCCCAAGCAGCAGUCUUCCCAGAAGUCUAGCUCUCUUCUACCUUCAGCUUCUACAGAUGAGGAAGAAGGGGAUACUUGCACAAUAUGUUUAGAACAGUGGACCAAUGCUGGGGAUCACCGGCUCUCAGCAUUACGCUGUGGGCACCUCUUUGGGUAUAAGUGCAUUUCUAAGUGGCUCAAAGGACAGGCACGAAAAUGUCCUCAGUGCAACAAGAAAGCCAAGCACAGUGACAUUGUUGUCCUUUAUGCCCGAACCCUGAGAGCUUUGGACACUAGUGAACAUGAGCACAUGAAAAGUUCCUUACUAAAGGAGCAGACGCUGAGGAAGCAGGCUGAGUUAGAAUCAGCACAGUGCCGGCUCCAACUUCAACUCCUCACUGAUGAAUGCACUAAGCUUCAUAGUCGUGUCCAGGACUUGCAAAAACUUAUUCUGCAGCAUCGGGAUCAGAUUUUACAGAAAGCCAGGAGCUCCCACAUACGUUUCCUGAAGGGCCUGCCCUCCAGCCAGAGCCAGCACAAGUAUCACUUCCAGAAGACCUUCACAGUGUCUCAGAGUGGAAACUGCCGAAUCAUGACAUACUGUGAUGCUCUGAGCUGCUUGGUGGUGUCACAGCCUUCUCCUCAGGCCUCUUUCCUUCCAGGCUUUGGUGUUAAGAUGUUGAGUACUGCCGACAUGAAAAGCAGUCAGUACAUUCCUAUGCAUAGCAAACAGAUCCGCGGACUGGCUUUCAGCAUUCGGUCCAGAGGCUUACUUCUCUCUGCUUCCCUAGACAACACUAUUAAACUGACCAGUCUGGAAACAAAUACUGUGGUCCAGACUUAUAAUGCUGGACGUGCUGUCUGGAGCUGCUGCUGGUGUCUUGAUGAAACCAAUUACAUGUAUGCUGGAUUGGUCAAUGGUUCAGUUCUGGUAUAUGACCUUCGAAAUACAAGUUCUCAUGUCCAGGAGUUAGCACCUCAGAAAGCCAGAUGCCCGCUGGUGUCUCUCUCAUACAUACCCAGAGCUGCCUCGACUGCAUUUCCAUAUGGCGGAGUGUUGGCUGGAACCUUGGAGAAUGCUUCCUUCUGGGAGCUAAAAAUGGGCUUUUCUCAUUGGCCUCAUGUGCUUCCCAUGGAGCCAGGGGGCUACAUAGACUUUCAGACAGAGAGUACCACCCGACACUGUCUUGUGACCUACCGGCCUGAUAAAAAUCACAACACCUUACGAAGUGUGCUGAUGGAGAUGUCCUACAAGCUAGAUGACGCUGGAGAGCCCAUCUGCUCCUGCCAUCCUGUACAGACAUUCCUUGGGGGACCCACUUGCAAACUACUGACCAAAAAUGCCAUUUUCCAAAACCCAGAGAAUGAUGGCAGCAUCCUGGUGUGCACUGGGGAUGAAGCAUCAAAUUCGGCCAUGGUGUGGGAUGCUGGCACUGGCUCGUUGCUACAGGAUCUGCGUACUGAUCAGCCUGUCCUGGACAUCUGCCCAUUUGAGGUGAACCAUAGCAACUGCUUGGCGACCUUAACAGAGAAGAUGGUCCACAUCUAUAGGUGGGAGUGACCCUCGUCUUGGAACUUAUCAGGCAUGCUGCUGGUUAAUGUUACAUGUCGUUUGCUAGCACCCAGCAGCCUUGAGCAAGAUCCCUGCUUAGAACUUUUGGGAACAUGGUUCCUUUGGAUUAGUAUGAUUCCAAGAAUCCAACUCAUUGAAACAGUACAGCUUGUGUAUUUGCUGUGCACAUGAACCAUGUAAGUGACUGGUACUCUGUCUACAUUAUUCAUUUCUUGAGUUAAAAGCGUUCAUAAAUCUUUGUUGAGAAUAUGUAUUUUCACUGAGACUGUCUGCUGGACUUCAGAGUAUCCUCCCAGUAGUCAUUUAGGAUAUGAUUGUGCACCAGCCAUUUUCUGGGACAUGUGACACCCUGCUUGAGUCGCCUUGUCCCUUAGGCUAUUUACUUUAGGAAUGCUUAUGUCCCUGGAGGGACUAACCUUGAUGCACCUUGGAUACAGCGAGGAUGCAGAAGUCUUCAGUUGAACAUAAGAGGGCACUAUAGAACCUAGGGUAGGAUUUGAUCUAUUUCUGACCUUGUGGGCUGACAACCUUUAGUAACUUGGUCUCAUUCCCACAGAAGUAUGUGAUGAAAUAUACCUGGUAUGCUUUGUGGCACCCACAGUUAUGUUCCAGGUGUGCAGUGCUGGGAUAUUGACAAGCCUGGUGAUGGGGGCAGCUGAUGGAGGAGCUGUAGACACUUUCCUAAUGCUGAGUGCAUUAUGUUCGUCACAUUUGUAGAAGCCCAGGAGAGAGACUAGUUGUUUGAGCAAUGGGGAAGACUCCUCUUUUUCCUAGUUAGCCUAGGAUCUCAGGAAUGGUUUGAUGUAGGCCAACGCUUUGAAGACCACUUCUUUUCCCUCUCACUGGGAAAAGAGCGAUGUGUUUAAGCUCUUACUUGAGUCUCCCAGUAUCAUAUCAGGAGCAUGAGCUAACUAAGAGAGACUUAGAAAAGAGAAUCAACUCAGAUUGCUGCUGAAAACAAGAAGGGCUUGUCUCUUCCAUUCUGAAAGUGUUCCAACUGAAUAAAACCAACUCUUCGGAGUGAGGGGCCAUUCUUGAGCAUGUUUAGAAUUCCCAUGUAAAACCUUCCGGUGUGAAACUGAUGUUUGAUACCAAGUUCUUUUUAUUUGCCUCCCUUCCUAACCUUUUCUAAAAUUAUUGUUAAUAAAGUGGUUAUUCUCAGGAAUAUAAUAGUGGUUGGAGACCUGUGGAUUGCAGGGAGAUGGCCACCAACUUCCAUUCUAACCCUGGAUUGUCCAACUUUGGGUGUUACAUUUUCCUCCAGUAGAGGGCUAAGUUUAUAUGUGUUUGCUUUACCUAAGGUUACUCUGCUAAAUAGGUGUCCAUAAUGAAACACAUGCUUCAAGGUGUGAGUGGUCAGUAUACAGUUCUUGGGAGCAGGAAAGCUAAGAGUGUGAUUUUCUUAAAUAAUUAUUGUAGAAAUGUUAUUUUUAUUUUAAAACACUUAUGACCUAUCAGCUGCUGAGCUGUUUCUAGCAUUUCUCACCAGCAAGGGGUUAUUGCAGAUUUACCCAGAGUUCCACGUUCUAGUUGUGCCUUUUAAAGUGUGGCCUCCUUCUAUUUAAGGAUACCUUACAAAAAGCCAUUUUUCAGGGCCUGGGAAAGAGCCCCCUUUUCUCAGAGGAGAUACUCCUUUUGAUAUGACUGUCCAGCCCUAGAGCUUCAGUAGCAGAAUGGGAUUUGAAUUAAAAAGCAGAACUCACCUGGUUUCAGCAGAUUGUUAGAGAGAGGGAUGCAGGUAGUCAGACCUUGGCUGCCUUUUGUCUUGAGCAGGGUUAGGAUUUGACUAGCUUUGAAGUAUACACAAUGGAUGCUGAUUGAUUCCCCUAAGUGUAGGAACCAAGGGACUUAUUACCAGGGAAGUUGGGUGAAUCUCACCUCUUGCCAGUCCUGGCAUUCCUCUAGUAAAUCUGGAUGUUUUAGAAACAAAUUCAUGUGACUGUUUUCUCCAAAGGAAGAAACAUUAUCCCCAGCCACCCCCACCCUCUCUGCUUGACAAGAGAUUGCCUCUGUAGAUGCAGACUCUGCCCCACCACAUUUCCUUAUUCCUGUCUGUAAGGUGGUUUUCCCAUUUGAUGAUUUGGAGUUAAGCAAACUCAAAAUAUCUCGUCGUGUAUGUCUUUGUACCUGCUUUGAAAACUGGGAAGUGGGGUCUCUGCUUGUGUUCUGUGUUUGAAUAUUUGUGUUUUAUAUUUUAAUGUUAAUAUGAAAAUAAAGAAUUUGCCGUGU